Molecule: messenger RNA, 1815 nt
Organism: Cladophialophora psammophila CBS 110553
Lineage: Eukaryota; Fungi; Ascomycota; Eurotiomycetes; Chaetothyriales; Herpotrichiellaceae
Exons: 3
Coding region: 1-1815 (604 amino acids)
Molecular function (GO): FAD binding
Source: RefSeq, a predicted model, not a curated record
AUGCCGGAGCCUAUUGAAGUUCCGGUGGUGAUUAUUGGAGGAGGCUCUUGUGGUCUUUCCCUCUCCAUCUUUCUCUCGGAUCAUGGCGUACAGCACAUUCUUUUCGAACGUCAUGCAGGCACCUCGAUUCUCCCCAAAGCCCACAUCAUUAACCAAAGGACAAUGGAAAUAUUCCGGCAGCACGGCAUUGCAGAUGAAAUCAUCGCUCAAGGGACCCCUCCUCGGCAAUUGAGCCAAGUGGUCUGGCAGACCUCUCUCGCUGGCGAUGGGCCUCUGGAUCGUAAGAUCCUGGGGACUAUUCACACUUGGGGCUGCAAGCAGGGCACAGAGCGCAACAAUACCUAUGUGCGAGAUGCACCUCACCUUCCAACAAACCUGCCGCUGCUUCGCUCUGAGCCUAUUCUCCGUUCGAUCGCAGAGACUCGUAACCCAGGUAAAGUGCUCUUUUCACAUACGGUCAUCGACUUUGAAGAAAAGGAAGACUGUGUCCUCGUCUACGUCUCGAACAAAGAUGGCACCAACAGUGUCUACCGUGCUGCGUAUCUGGUGGGCGCGGAUGGCGGCAAAAUGGUUGGUCCAAAAAUCGGGGUUGAGAUGGAAGGCCCCAAGGGUCUCCGCAAGAUCGUUUCGACGCACUUUAAGGCAGAUCUCUCCGAGUACUGGGACGACCGCACCGGCAUAGCCCACUUUUGCAACCCAUCUUUAGGUCUCGCGAUGCGAAGUGGCUCUAUGCUGCCUCUGGGCCCAACCUGGGGGAGAUAUUCGGAAGAAUGGCAGAUGCACUUCGCUAUCGGAGUUGAUGAUCCGCUGUUCCCACGUGAAGACGCCGUGGCCCGCAUUCGGCAGCUGUUAAAACUACCCGACCUGGAACUUGAGGUCUUGAGCCUGAGCAAUUGGGUGCUGGAGAGAGUAUUGGCAAAUAAGUAUUGUCAGGGGCGCGUCUUUAUCGGCGGUGAUUCAGCACACCGUCAUCCUCCGACAACCGGCCUGGGACUCAACACGGCCGUGCAGGACUCGCAGAAUCUUGCAUGGAAGCUAGCGUACGUGCUUCAGGGUAAGGCAGAUGUGAGCCUACUGGACACCUACGAGAUGGAACGGCUGCCGACUGGCAAAAUAAACUGCGACUGGGCCUUAUUCACGUCUCAACGCCACCACGUCAUAGCGAAAGCCAUUGGAUUUGAGGAAGGGAAGCCCGAGGCCAAUGAAGCGCACUUUUUGAAUAUGUUUGACGAAGGAUCCGAGAUCGGAAAGGCCUCACGCGCAUAUUUGCAGUACGUUAUCGAUGGCCAAAAGGUGGAGUUUGCUGCACAUGAGAUGGACCUAGGUUUUGUCUACCCACAGGGCUCGUUCGUGCCCGACGGUACCGUACAGCCUCCACGCGAUCCGAUGCACCAGCAUUACACUCCUACGACGCGGCCAGGUCACCGCUUGCCUCACGCUUGGUUGGACUGCCGCGGCACCAUGAUCUCUACGCAUGAUCUUGUUGGAACUGCUGCCGACUUCCUCCUCAUCACCGAUCGAGACGGUGCUGAGUGGGUCGACGCUGCCCGCAAAGCGGCCAAGGCCAGAUCCAUUGGGCUCAGAGUCGCCCAAAUUGUCGCUCCCAUGGACAGACCCUUGGUCGAGGAGUACGUCGACCUUGAACUACAAUGGGCAGAAGUGAAAGGUGUUGGUGCCAAAGGAGCCGUCCUUGUUCGUCCGGACAAUAUCGUGGCUUGGAGGUCGUCUGGACCGGGAUCCGCCCAGGACAUCGCGAGUGCUUUUGAUCAGAUUCUGGGGCGAAGGGGCAAGGUCACCCUCAACGGAGUGAACUGA